Molecule: messenger RNA, 2836 nt
Organism: Siniperca chuatsi (mandarin fish)
Lineage: Eukaryota; Metazoa; Chordata; Actinopteri; Centrarchiformes; Sinipercidae
Product: leucine-rich repeat-containing protein 52-like
Exons: 2
Coding region: 958-1935 (325 amino acids)
Cellular component (GO): voltage-gated potassium channel complex
Molecular function (GO): transmembrane transporter binding; potassium channel activator activity; voltage-gated potassium channel activity
Source: RefSeq, a predicted model, not a curated record
ACUGGAGAGAGGAGGAAAAACAACUGCUGCCUGAGACCACCUUGUCCCAUCUCAUCUCAUCCCAUCUGCUGGCUGGGUAGACUGGGUAUAGUUUGAAUUUGGGGGGAUGGUUGCCUAUGGCUGAUAUGUCAUUAUUGUAAACACUUCAUUGUACAUGGAGGUCUGAGUGGUGUAGAUAGGCUGACAGCUCUCAAAACAUUAUUAUCAUUGCCCCACUCUCUUUUUUUUAGAAAGCCUAAAAACCCAUGUGAUCUGAUCACAUACAAUAUGCAUUCCAGGUGUCAGGUGCACCUGCUUUUUGUUCCACCUCCACACACACACACACACACACACACACACACACACACACACACACACACACACACACCUGAGGCAGGCUGAUAAAAAAGUAUCCAACAUACAUUCAUACAUGCCCACAAACAGAUAUUGACAUACACAGACACACAUUAUUAUCUUAUAUGGAUGCAACUUCUAUUACCCCCACCACACACACACACACACAUGCACUCGGACUCCAAAGCCUGAGAUCACUCCACAACGCACCCCCCACCCCCAUGAGGAUUCAGUUUCGGAAAGCGAGACGAUGGCAAACAUGUUGUGGAACAACUGACCGUGAUCAUUGCAAGCAGCGCAGCAUGAGAGGACGUUGUGAGCUUUUACAAUGUGUGAAUAGAUGUGUUCUAAUGGAAGAAACCCGAUAAAUCAAUUAAAUGUGAAACAGCAUGAAGGCAUCUCGUUGUCAAGUUCCAGACAGUGGAUGCGCGCUGGAUCCAGAACCAACGACAGGAUGAACUGAGACAUUACGCGCAAGAGGUAGCCACGGGCAAGCGUUGGGGUUUAACCUCUAUGGAAACCAUUUCUGGGACAAACAAUUUGGUGAGGAUGUAGGCUAUCAAUGAAGAAUGUGACUGCGUCUGACUCUCUCCAAACGGGGUGGAUGAAGCCCUCGGCGGUGUCAUGCGUCUUGCCCCGCAGCCAAGCGCGCAACCCUUGCGGCUCGUAGUUCUGCUCCUCUUCACCACGGGGGUGAACACAUCCCCGGUGCUCUCUUCGGGCUGCCCGGACAGGUGUGUGUGUGAUGACCAGCUGGUGGUUCAAUGCGCUGGGCAGCACCUGACCACCUUCCCGGUCAACUUGCCGCUGGCCACGCGGCAGCUCAUCAUCUCCAACAACCGCAUCGUAGAGCUGCCGCCGCUCGCGCUCAACUACCUCUCCGAUCUGGUGUACCUGGACUGCAGCAACAACUCCCUGACGGAGAUAUCCGAGUCCACGUUUGGGAAUCUACGGAAGCUGGCCUACCUGGACCUCUCCUUCAACACCUUGACCCGGAUCGAGGACAGGACGUUCGGCCCCUUGACGAGCCUGGUGAUGCUGAGGAUGACCGACAACCCGGGGCUCUCGGAGAUUCACCCGGAAGCUUUUGCGGAAAACGCGGCUCUCCAGGUGCUAGAUGUGAGUCGGAACAACCUGACGGUCCUCAACAUCACCUCCCUGAUCGCGCUGCCCGCCCUGCGCUCGAUGGGGCUCAGCGGGAACCCGUGGAGCUGCGAGUGCGACAACGAAGACCUGUGCCUGUGGGUUCACCUGGAGGGCUUCAAGUUCCAAGAUGAGGGCCAGACGGUGUGUGGCUCACCUGCUGACAUGCAGGGCCGUCGUCUGGGUGAAGUGGGCAUCCAGCUACGAACGUUAUGUCACCAGACUCUGGGCUCCUUGGACUACCUUUUCUUUGUUGUCAUCGGCUUUGUCAUCUUUGCUGCUGGCACCGUGUCGGCCUGGGUGAUGGGCGUCAUUAUGGUGCUGUAUGAGCGCUACAUCAAGAAGAAAGACGAACAGCUGGAUGUGGACGACGAGGAUGAAAACAGUGAGACGGGUGGUACCUCGCGGGUCAGGAGUGACCAUGGCAAUGGGAAUUUGAAAAUGUCACACACUGUUUAAAAUAUUUAAUCCCACUCUGCCCGCCAUGGAUUCCCACAGUGCCUCCUGUCAGCUUCCAGGACUGUCUGUGAAGUCUAAUGACACUCCAGUCAAACUGAGUCUGUUUAACAGGCUCAGCUCUGAAAGACAAAAGAGAGGAUUCAACAGAGAUGAGGAAUGUCAUUCUUCUCAUUUGUAGUGGGCUUUCAGGUGAUGUAACACACACUCUGGCUGCCAUUGUGGAGGCCCCUAGCCCUUGGGUAUUACUGAUCAUGUAUGCAAAUGUAUGGCUUUUCUAUAUGGUUUAUUACUUGGUAAUAUUUGACUGGGAUGUGGUUAUACAGGGUGACAAAAGAGCCUAUAUUAGCCAAGCUGGUUAUCUUGGAAGCAGCUGGUUUUAGCUAGUAAUCAGCAUAAUAUGAGCACAUGCCUAUUUUGGCUUGUGUACCAGAAUCAGUGGUCACAUUUACCAGCUUAAAAAAUUGUCUCACAUUUUGGGAACUAUGCUUAUUCACUUUCUUGCCGAGAUUUAGAUGAGAUGAUUGAUACCACUCUCAUGUCUGGCCAUUAAAUAUGAAACUACAGUCAGAGACAGUUAGCUUAGUUUAGUGUAAAAACUGAAAAACGGGGAAGCAGCUAGCCUGGCUCUGUCAAAAGUUUAGAAAAUCCGCCUACCAGCACCUCAUUACUUAACAUAUUAUAUCUUGUUUGUUUUUGCUUGGUCAGGAGUCUCUCCCCAUCGCCUGGCAACUGCUCCCCGCCAAGAAACAGCAUGGCACUUAAUUCUCUCAUGAAAUGGCAAAUAUUUAUUUUUGCACUUCGGUUUUUGUACAGAUUAAACAAAGAAGAUAUGUGUUUAUUAGUGAGCUUUAGAGGUGCUUGUAGGCAGAUUUUGUUGCAUUUGGACAGAGCCAGGCUAGCU